AAAAAAACUCCGGAAAUGAAACAUCUUGUGUUUUGAUCGUGUUUGUACAUAAUAAAAAUUUUGUGUUUCUUGAUUCUAUCAGAAAAUCUAAUAAAAUUAAGGCCCGUUUUGACUUUACACUAUUACGUCAUGUCUGAAUCCUAUGAAUACUUGUUCAAAUUCCUCGUUAUUGGAAGUGCGGGUACAGGAAAAUCGAGCCUCCUUAAUAACUUCAUUGGCAACAAAUUCAAAGAAGAUAGGUGUCAUACUAUCGGAGUAGAAUUUGGAUCUAAAAUUGUGAAUAUAGGAGGUAAAUCAACCAAAUUACAAAUUUGGGAUACUGCCGGGCAAGAGAGGUUUCGUUCUGUGACACGGUCAUACUACAGAGGGGCUGCUGGCGCUCUAUUGGUAUAUGACAUCACGUCCCGAGACUCGUUCAAUGCUCUAUCAAACUGGUUGAGAGACGCGCGAACUCUCGCCAGCCCCAACAUUGUCAUAUUACUUGUUGGAAAUAAGAAGGAUUUGGAAGACUCCAGAGAAGUUACAUUUACGGAAGCUAGUCAAUUUGCUCAGGAAAACGAAUUGGUGUUUCUUGAGACCAGUGCAAAGACAGGUGAAAAUGUAGAGGAGGCUUUUUUGAAAUGCUCUAAAACUAUCUUAGCCAAGAUUGAAGCUGGCGAGUUGGAUCCUGAAAGAAUAGGUUCCGGUAUACAAUAUGGUACUGGAGCAUCCAAGCGACUGACAGCACCUAGGAGCAAACCUGCUCGGACACCUUCAGAAUGUGCCUGUCGGGUAUAAAAUUAUUAUUUAUUUUUAAGGCUAAUUUACAUUAUGUCAAGGUUGCACACAUUUUUUACUUCCUAGUGGAAAAUGUAUGGAAUGUUGCCAGAAUGAAUAUUGGCUUUAAUAAACUGUUAAGUUUGGAACAAUUUUACCUUUACUUUCUUGUAUAAUAUUAAGCAAAUAUUUAUUAGUAACAUUUUUCGAAUUUAUUUGUGUUUAAAAAAAUACAAUUUCUUAAUUAUAAUGGAAUUUGAAUUCUAAUCAUAUCUCUAAAACUAAACUUUGCAAUAAGAGUAUGAGUGUAUUAGUAAAAUACAAUAAUAUUAUUUAAUGCGACUAUACAGGACAACUUUGAACUUAAAUUAACAUUUGAAUCAUUUCAAAUCAAUCAUUCAUUACACCAUAUUUUUAAAUUUAAAGCCUUUGAAAGAAAGUUUAUAAAUAUAUAUCUAUUUAAGAAAUUUUGUAACAUGUUAAUUUUAUGCCACAUGCAAGUAGUACCUACGUAUUUUGUAAAUGUGUUGUUUUGGGAACAUGUGAUUGAAUAUUUGCCUAAAUUAAUUUCAACAUAUUUUGUGAAAAAUCAUGAUAAGGCCUUACGAUGAGUAUGAUGAUUUGAUGAACCCCCUUAUAAAAAUGUGAUGAUUUCUAUGAUUCUCAUUUAAUUAGGUUUUAUAAGGAAUUAAAUUUUAAGAUGAGAUGGGAAGAGGCUGAUACGCCAAGUAUUUUUUAUUAUCGUUAGCUUUAUGUCUUCUGUAACAGAUGUGGUUGUACACACUAAACACUUUCAGUGGCAAGGAUCUGUUAGUUGGGUUCAUUUUUUAUUGGAAAUGGGCACUUGGCAAUGUCACUAUUUCAGGAAACUAAUGUCAAAUCAGCCUCAACCUACUUAAUAAUAAAAAGUAACUAACACAUGACAUAUUAGAUCUUUCUCGUUUUCCAAUGAUUUUACUAAUUCUAUGUUUUACUUAGUAUAUGAGUCAUUAGAAAUAAUUUGUGGAGACAUAAAAAAUGGUGACAUGCUUGUUACACAAAUUAACAGGAAAGGCCGUGUAUGAUGCAUAUAGCUGUGAAUGAAGUACUAGCAUUAUCCAUAACUAAGUAUAUUAUAUUAAAAAAGUUUUUAAAUUAAUACUUUUGCUCAUACCUGUACCGUUCGACAUUUUAUAUCUUCUGACAGUGUGAAAUGGACGUGUAGGUACUCUGUAUGUGUCAAUUUAUAAUUAUAUUAUAUUUCACAUAGCUUGGGUUGAGUAAUUUUGCGUUUUAAGGUAUGAAACCUUGUACACAAGUUAUGUGCUAAACUUUAUAAUGUCGCCGGUUCGAACUCUACAUUUUUAGGGUUCCGUACCCAAAGGGUAAAAACGGGACCCUAUUACUAAGACUCGGCUGUCCGUCCGUCCGUCCGUCCGUCACCAGGCUGUAUCUCACGAACCGUGAUAGCUAGACAGUUGAAAUUUUCACAGAUGAUGUAUUUCUGUUGCCGCUAUAACAACAAAUACUAAAAACAAUAAAAUAAAGAUUUAAGUGGGGCUCCCAUACAACAAACGAGAUUUUUGACCGAAGUUAAGCAACGUCGGGCGGGGUCAGUACUUGGAUGGGUGACCGUUUUUUGCAUUAUGGUACGGAACCCUUCGUGCGCGAGUCCGACUCGCACUUUCCAGGUUUUUUAUAAACAAUGUGAAGAUCUUACGUUGACCUGCUAAUGUAAAAAGUUAAAUCAAUUAGUUGAAUUAAAAAAACAACCUUUACACUUCACCUGCAGGGGCUACAUGUCCAUUGUACACCUUUUCCAGGGGUCGCCAAAAACUAGCUUUUGAGUAGAAACGCCAAUCUCAGUAGAAAUCACCAGUUUUAGACCCUCAAAUGUGAUUUUUCGUAACAUGUCAAUCUUGUUAGUGAAAAGAAAUGAUUUAUGCAUGCGGAGAUUGGGCGACAGUGACUUUGAAUUUUUACCUGUUAUUGCAUCUCCAAAGAGCAGCAUGAGACGAGCCACGGUUUGCCGACCCCUGACUUAUUCUUGUGAUUAUAUCUGCUUAAUUAAUUCGUAUAGUCAAGAGUUGUGUCUAGUAUUCUAUUUAAGGUUGUUUAUUACCAGUUUAUUAUUGAAAUAUUUUUAAUUAAGUACCCAAUUAAAUUUAAACGCUGUAUCUGCGAAUUUUUAAUUCCGUCACAUAUGUAAAUAUAUUUAGGCAUACAACACUCAGCAUAUACAAUAUACAUGCACCUGGGCCAUUAAGAUUUUUAUUUAAAAUAUUAUAAAUCAUCUGAACUUACAUUCAUCUGAGCCUCCUCCUUUUUUGAAGUUAGCUAAAUUAAAGAAUUGAGUCUUAUUUUGUCCACCGAAAUAUAAAUUGAUUCAUUUGUUAGAUCUACAAGGUGAUACUUACAAAAAGCAAAUAAUGUAUGAACUGAUUAGUGGAUAUUACUUAUUGACAUUAUUUUGCACGGUUUUGUUAAAGUAUGGAUAAAUUAGUAAAAAAAUAAUUAAUUAACAGACGGUAAAAUAAAAAGAUUUGGUAUUGUUAACUGCACUACUUAGUUUAAAUAAGAUAAUAAAGUAUGAUAUAUGAUUGUACA
Cydia fagiglandana is the source of this 3342-nucleotide messenger RNA. It is a transcript of the gene Rab4, whose product is annotated as ras-related protein Rab-4B. Gene Ontology annotation, molecular function: GTPase activity; GTP binding. Gene Ontology annotation, biological process: regulation of endocytosis; vesicle-mediated transport; Rab protein signal transduction. Gene Ontology annotation, cellular component: plasma membrane; recycling endosome. The coding region runs from base 130 to 777 and encodes 215 amino acids. Lineage: Eukaryota; Metazoa; Arthropoda; Insecta; Lepidoptera; Tortricidae. The record is from RefSeq and is a predicted model, not a curated record. The transcript is spliced from 4 exons.